Molecule: messenger RNA, 3983 nt
Organism: Pelobates cultripes (western spadefoot toad)
Lineage: Eukaryota; Metazoa; Chordata; Amphibia; Anura; Pelobatidae
Source: the annotation of a GenBank genome assembly
AUGCCUGCCAAAAACUACCUACCUACAUCUGGCAUUGCUUGUGCUGUUGGGCAUUGUAAAUUAGCCUGGAAUUCCAAGUCUUGCUUCCUUUGCGUGUUUAACAAACCUGUAAUGUUUUUCCUCUGCAGUGUUCUAAUAUGUUAAAAGGACACUUCAGGCAUUUUAGAUGUGUAAUGGACGUUAUCUAGAGUGGGUCAUCUUGACCUAUUACAGGACACCAGAUGUAUGUUUUUUUUAUUUUGCAACAUUAAAUACAUCUCUGGUCCAUCCACACCCGUCACACUUGACUGCAAUGAUUCAGUUAUGCUUUUGUGUUUACUGCUGGAUGUAACAUGAUUUGCAUCCAGCACUAUCGUCCAAACAAAUCAAGAGACUUUUCUCCCAUAGCGAAUAAUGGGAGGGUAAGGAUUUACUGAUGAAGUAGCAGAUUACUAGAACUUUGCUAUGAAUAAGGCAUGCUCAAAAAGGGGUUAGUAAAAUAAAACAAAGCAAAUUGGUGGCAGCCUGGAGUAUUUUUAGUUGAAUUGUGUAGAACAAGCUUUUAAAUGUUAAAGGAACACUGAAAGCACUGUGAAUUUUUCCAGGAUUGCUUUUUGCUAGAGUUUUACAAUCUGGAUUUUAAUGUGGUACAUUUUGUAGUUUAGUGAAUAGAGCACCCAUUUUGUGUGGUUAAACACCAUAACCACUAGAACCAACUGUAGUGGUCCGAGAGCUAGGGGUGCCCUCCGAGAAUGUCAAACUGUUUCAGAUCUUUAGUGGGAAUGGUGCUUGGAGUUUUCCUUUAAAAUUUGUAUUGGAGUUGAAGUGUGUUGUUUUUUUUCAUUCCUAAUAUGGUCUUACUUAAAGGACCACUAUAGGCACCCAGACCACUUCAGCUUAAUGAAGUGGUCUGGGUGCCAGGUCCAGCUAGGAUUAACCCUUUUUUCUGUAAACAUAGCAGUUUACAAAUGGGUUAAUCCAGCCUCUAGUGGCUCUCAUUGACAGCCGCUAGAGGGCUUCCGCACUUCUCACGGUGAUUUUCACAGUGAGAAGACGCCAGCGUCCAUAGGAAAGCAUUGUGAAUGCUUUCCUAGGGACUGGCUGCGCGUGCGGCUCUUGCCGCGCAUGCGCAUUUAGCCGGUGACUUAAGAAGAGGGAGGAGGAGGAGAGUCCCCCGCCCGGCGCUGUAGAAAGAGGUAAAUUUAACCACUUCCUCUCCAUCCAGCCCGGCGGGAGGGGGACCCUGAGGGUGGGGGCACCCUCAGGGCACUAUAGUGGUCAUUUAAAGCCGUAUCUAACAAAAUGUGUAAACAGUACAAUAACUCAUCCGACCAUUGACAACCCAGUGAUAACCAUAUCAUAUUGCUUCUUUGUUUUGUGUUAGGUGAUGAAAAUGGAAAUAUUUUCAGUGUUAACCUGAAAAGCCCCGAUUCUGCCCAGACCCUGGCUGUUCAUUCCCAAGCCAUCACAGCACUAGAGUACUCAAAGCACAGGUACAAAUUAUUAUACAUAUUCUGCUGGCUAUUGCAUCAUGUUAACGCUCUUAUUAAUUAAUUUUAUUUUAUUUUUUAAUUCCAUGGGGUUCCAAUUAUACAGGCGAUUAAGCAAUUUUGAAGGGGCUUGCAUGGCUGUGGUUCUUACUUUUAAAGCAUGAUUGAGAUAAUGCCAGGGAAAAGUGGGAAAACAAAUUGUCUUUAUUUUCAAUUUAUAUUUUAUAAAUGUCCGAACACAAUGAUCCCAAUACAAGGUGUAUAAAUGUAAUGUAUUUAUAUCAACCCACGGUGCGUGGAAAUAAAAUAUAUAGUUGGCAUAAAAAAAUAAGCAACAUAUGAUAUACAUUGAUAUCAAAUAAAAUUCCAUAGCACAGUUGAAUAAUCGAAUCAGACAUAAAAUUACAUUUGGUAAUGGGGAAAAAAGAGACACUGCUUAAGUGAUGAGUGUGAAGGGGAGGACACAAGUUAUGAGAUUUUAAAUAAGUUUAAUGUGGAAGUCUACGAUGAAGAUUGAGAGGAGGAAAAGCAGUGUCUGAGAUCUCAGCCAGUGCUGGUCCAUUAACUGAUUUAAUUUGAGGAACUAUGUCUCAUUCAUGAUGCUGAGCAGCUGGAGGUUAUAGGAUACAUACAACAACUGUAAUAAGGGCAGAUAUUCUCCUGCUGGUGUCUUGUAUUGUGAUAAACACUUUGAUAGCGAUGGCUAAUGGAGGAUUGCUUUUAAGCAAGCGUUUCUCAUUCAGUUGUUUCCUAUUUUGUGAAUGCGAAGCUUCCGGCAGCUUAGCUGCCGCUAAUUGCCUCAUGUAAAACAUAUGGGUGGAAUGUAAUUAAAAUAUAUAUAUAUAUUUUUUUUUUUUAAACUGCGCACAAAAUGUCUAGAGAAACUGUCAUCUUACAUCUAGAUUGUCUUCCUUCCUAUUCAAUGUGUGGACCAAAGAGGUGAUUUUACCAUGAUUUAUUUUAAAUGUAUGCUUUCUCCUUUAGUGAAUGGAGUGUCCCUUUAAUAAGAGGCAGGGAUGGGGAGGUAUAGGUGUAGCAUAAAUAUAAAAUCAGUAUAUAAGUCAUUAUUUUCAUCACUAUUAAGCUGCACUUAAUAAUAGAGCUGGACUUGCCUAUUUUGCUUACAAAGUUGCAUGUGAGUGCGUACAAGCCUGAACAAGGAAUUGUUCAAUGUCACCUUAUGUGCAUGCAUGCUCCCCUGUCACAUUAGAGGCGUCAAAUUAUUAUACUAUAUGACUAAACUGCCCUGAUAGCUGGUUACAGUGUAAAUUUAAUAUAAAUAAAUUGAUCUUGGUUAUUUUGUUGUGGAAACACCUUAAAUGGUACAGUUCCUCUAAUUAAAUUAUUGUGGUUAUGCAAUAAAAAAUUUUUUCAAAAUUUGAAUAACCUGUGCUUUUCACUUAUACACACCCUCAACAGUUUAUCUUUGUGCGGCUGUGCCAUAGAUGCAUGGAAUUGCCUUCCAGCUGAAGUGGUAGAGGUUAACACAGUGAAGGGGUUUUAGCAUGCGUGGGAAAGGCAUAAGGCUAUCCUAGCUAUAAGAUAAGGCCAGGGUCUAAUGAAAGUAUUUAUUUAGAAAAUUGGGCAAACUAGAUGGGUCAAAUGUUUUUAUGUGCCGCCACAUUCUGUUUCUAUGCUAAGUCUUAAGCUACUGUGAGCAGCCUCUGAAGGAAGCUUGCCAGUCUGCAGACUUUAGCUCCUACCAUUUAUCAGUCCAAUAUAGCUGUUUUCUAUGGCUGAUGUGCUAUCGUGUUCUGGCACACUACAGACAGGAUCCCAUUUUCCUCAAUUUCACAAAAGUCGAUAUCUGUCAAAGCAGUAAUAACUUAUGGAGUUACUAAACUAUUUGUAUCAGAUCACAGUAUUUUUUGGAGCGCUGUUUGCGUUAUUACGGUGUCAGUUUACUCUUCGGAGUACGUCUCCUCUGACACAUAAUCCAUAAAGCUGAAUUUGUGCAAGUACUUAAGCAGAAUUCCUAGUUACAGUAGUAGCAAACUUUACAGAAUAAAUAUCUGCUGACCUAUGUGUGCAUCAAGACUCUAUCCUUGUACCUGCUGUAGACCAUUUUUGUUAUUUUUAAAUUCAUUGAAACUAAACUUAUUUUCUUCUUUCUUCAGCACUCCUUUAUUGGCCUCUGUGAGCGAAGAUUGUUCGGUGGUGGUACUUGACUCCAGUUUUACAGAAAUGUAAGAUGCAACACUUAAGCACCCUUACUACAGAUUCCAUUAAGCGAGGCAAUAACUUAUCAAUUCAUAGUUUUGCACACAUCAUAGUGAUGUGUACUACUUCAGCAAACCUGUAAAGUUAAUGUCUAUUUAAUAAGUUUUGUUUUGUUUUUUUCCUUCCUAUAGCUUCAGGGACCAAUCUCACAGAGAUUUUGUGACUGGUGUGGCAUGGUCACCCCUCGAUCAAUCAAGCUUCACUACUGUUGGCUGGGACCACAAAGUGCUUCACCACAGACUCCCCAAAGAGACAAGUCCCAAGUCCCCUACCGAAAAGGAGGAGCAAGAUUAA